AUGGAUUCCUGUCCUUAGCAAAGAAUGCCUUCUUACCUGUAAACAUCACCUGAACCUACAAUCAACCUACUGUUGAUAUCGAUGCGACAAAUCUCAUAAAUCUAAUAUGUCAAGCUUAAUCAUAUCGGCUUGUAUCUUCAUUACUCCUCAUUUUUAAGCUUUUAGGAGUCUCCGAUCGGUGUUGCACCUCGUACGAAGUAACAUUCUCACCGAUUCAUCAUGGAUGCCCUCAUCUAUGAGUUCCGAACGGCCCUUGCCGGAAUGAAAGGUGAUCAACUCGCCGAAACCCUUCGUCCAGAUGUCCAAGUCUAUAGAGAUAGGCUAGUAGCACUUUGGGGUCGAGGAGAUGUUCGGAGUACCACAGGUGACCUCAAUUUCUUAUUCUAUUCGGAUGGUAAUCGUCCUAGACUUUCCCAAGAGGAAACAACCGGUUGGCUGGAGAUUUACCUCACUUACUGGAAAGCUGUUGGAGAAAUUCUGGCUGUGGAAGGCCUACGAACUGAUCCAAAGGCGUCAAAUUCAUCAUGGACGAAGGUAUAUGAUGCAUGGAAAGAUUUGACACUGCAAGUCAUUCGGGGAUAUACCCAUUACGAAUUCGAGAACUGGACCAUCCCUUGUUUGUAUGUGGCGGGAAAGUAUCUACGACUGUUUGCUAUCCGAGCAGAUGAGGAGAGAAGAAACAGCAACGAAGAUAACACCGAGACCGUCAUGCAAGAUGACUUUGACCCGGAAAACGAAGAGAAUAAGAUGCUUGAGGAUUGCACAAGACAUCUAAACAGGAUCUUCCAAACAUGUCUCAACGAUAGGGCACCGCUAGAAGAGUCGCGCAAAUGGGGUAUUUACUACGCCAUCAAUCUGCUAUUCAAGAGUUACUUCAAGCUAAACUCGACACCCCUAUCUAAAAAUAUCCUCAAGGCGAUACAAGCAGGGCGGGGUGAUAUGCCCACACUUGACAAGUUCCCCAAGUCGCAACAAGUUACUUUCAAGUACUACGAAGGGGUCUUGUCAUUCCUCGAGGAGAAUUAUGUAGCGGCUGAACAACACCUUACCAUGGCUUGGCAGAUGUGCCACAAAGAUGCCAUACGAAAUCUCGAACUGAUCCUCACUUACCUCAUUCCGUGCCACCUACUCACAACGCACACACUUCCUAGUUCUCAAUUGCUAGAGAGAUUUCCACGAUUGCAAAAGCUCUUCCUACCGAUUGGCGAAGCAAUCAAGAAGGCGGAUCUUCACGCGUUCGAUGUUGCGCUACGAGCUGGCGAGGACGAAUUUAUUAAGCGUCGCAUUUACCUAACCCUAGAACGUGGUCGUGAUAUUGCGCUAAGAAAUCUUCUGCGCAAGGUGUUCAUCGCGGGUGGUUCCGAGGAAGGAAAAGAUGGCGCACCACCCGUUCGUCGCACGAGAAUACCGGUAGCGGAGUUCACUGCAGCGAUAAAAAUCAGUCGCGGAGAAGAUAUUGAUUCUGAUGAGGUGGAAUGUCUCUUGGCGAAUAUGAUUUACAAGAAUCUAAUGAAGGGAUAUAUUGCCCACGAGCGCGGUAUAGUGGUGCUAAGCAAGAAUGGCGCAUUUCCCGGUACGAAGGUCUGAGUCAAAUGGAAUGAACAAAUGAAUGGGUGAAUUGAUAGAGUACACAUCUGUCGUCCGACAUAAUGAGAAUGAGGCGGCGAGUAGGCGGCAUUUUAAAUGCGCGUCACUAAUAUGGGAGGCCUAAAGGAUGUUGACCGAAGGCUGCUAUUGACAUGAGUUGCCUUACAUCCAAGAUGCGGCUGACCUCUCUAGGACGAAAUUGUGGGGAGGAUGGGUGAUACUGAAUUCGGGUAUUGCGUUAGAUCCCGCUAUGCAGCAGCAGCAUUUAGCAACGAAUGAGAAUUGAAGAGGAUUGUACCUCACGGUACACAUCGCAAUCUAACUAAUCAUAACAUAUCACCUUGUCCGCGUUUGCGCGCUACUCAAUUGUGACUAAUGGGGUAGACCGAUAGUCUUGAUAGAAAUGGUCUGUUGAUUGGGUACGGUACAU
Messenger RNA from Hypoxylon trugodes, 2017 nucleotides. RefSeq names its product PCI domain-containing protein. Bases 220 to 1587 code for a protein of 455 amino acids. Gene Ontology annotation, molecular function: RNA binding; double-stranded DNA binding. The record is from RefSeq and is a predicted model, not a curated record. Gene Ontology annotation, biological process: post-transcriptional tethering of RNA polymerase II gene DNA at nuclear periphery; transcription elongation by RNA polymerase II; poly(A)+ mRNA export from nucleus. Lineage: Eukaryota; Fungi; Ascomycota; Sordariomycetes; Xylariales; Hypoxylaceae. The transcript is spliced from 6 exons. Gene Ontology annotation, cellular component: transcription export complex 2.